CGCUGGCGCUGGUAGGGGUGUGGGAACACGGCUGGCAAAGAGGAUGGAUGACAGGGAGGGAGGAGUUCGUUACCACUCACGGCCGGGCCCUGCCUGCUGCUGCCUCGCAAUCGCGGUCGUGCGCGCCGGCGGCGGCUAACAAAAGAAGUGGGAACCGAAGCAUCUCGGAACGAUCAGAUUCCCGCUACUAUUUUAGAUCGGCCCAAGCACCGGACGAGGGCUAAUCCGGUCGGGUUCGCUCGGGCUUGGGGAUUCCGUCGCCAUGGGCAGCCUCCGCCUCACCGGCUGGGCGUCCGCGCAGCGGGGCUUCCCAGCCGCAGCCGCCGCCGCGCCGGAGUGGGGCGUGCGCCGCCGCCCCCGCCGCUGUUGCCACGGGGUGCCGCUGCCGCGCCCGCGCUGCGCCCCGUCGCCGGCUCCGGCGGUGGCGUCCUCUCUCGGCGUCGGCGCCGCGGGGCACCUCCGGGACGGGGCGGAGCGCGAGUGGCUGUGGGACUGCCGCGGCGGCGCCGGGGGCGGGGCCAGGGAUUACACCAGGGAGAUGGAGGUGGCGGUGCGGGUCGUGCAGGUGGCCUGCACCCUGUGCCAGCGCGUCCAGGACGCGCUCCUCCACCCCGGCGCCGACGCAGGCGGCCGCGUCCAUUCCAAGCUCGACCGCUCCCCCGUCACAGUCGCUGCAGUUCGUGCCUCUAUAUUUGCAUAUGGUGAUAUUUUGCUGUGUUCCUUCAUGCCAGAUUGGGGUGUUCAAGCGAUAGUAAGCUGGUUGCUUUCCAAUUCCUUUCAUGAUGAGAACAUAUCGAUUGUCGCUGAAGAAGAUGAUGAAACACUAUCUAGUAGCAACGGUGCGGCUUUGCUUGAAUCUGUUGUUGAGGCUGUCAAUGGUUGCCUGGUUGAAGCUCCAAAGUAUGGGCUGAGAUCCCCAGAGAAAGAGCUCGGAGCUCAUGAUGUUAUUCAAGCCAUACGGAAAUGCAGCUCUGCCGGAGGUCCAAAAGGAAGAUUUUGGGUGCUUGAUCCUGUCGAUGGCACCCUUGGUUUUGUUCGAGGGGAUCAAUAUGCUAUCGCUCUAGCCUUGAUUGAAGAUGGAGAAGUUAUACUUGGUGUUCUUGGGUGCCCAAAUUAUCCAAUGAAAAAGGAGUGGCUCAAUUAUCACCAAAAGUACUACAGACUGAUGUCUAAGGUUGCUCCUCCUCCAUUGGGGUCCUGGCAUAAGGGUUGUGUGAUGUAUGCUCAGAAAGGAUGUGGCCAAGCUUGGAUGCAGCCACUGGUUCAUGACUUUGGUAAGCUUGAUUGGGCUCACCCGAGGGAGAUUCAAGUAUCGUCCAUCAGUGAUCCAAUGUCAGCAACAUUUUGUGAACCUGUUGAGAAAGCCAACUCAAGCCAUUCCUUUACAGCAGGACUUGCUCAUAGCGUAGGAUUAAGGACUCAACCUCUGCGUGUGUACAGCAUGGUGAAGUAUGCUGCAAUAGCACGAGGUGAUGCAGAGAUAUUUAUGAAAUUUGCAAGAACUGGAUAUAAGGAGAAGAUAUGGGAUCAUGCUGCAGGGGUGGUUAUCAUUCAAGAGGCUGGUGGAGUGGUCACAGAUGCUGGGGGCCGCCAGUUGGACUUCUCAAGGGGCAUUUACUUGGAAGGUUUGGAUAGAGGCAUAAUAGCAUGUUCCGGAGCAUUGCUUCAUCAGAGAAUUUUAGAUGCUGUUGAUGCAAGCUGGAACUCGUCAACACUAUGAUAAAAAUAAAAUAAAAUCCUUGCUGCAAAUAACCUCAUGUUGAUCAUAGCCUGCAAAGGUAGCUUGGAGAAUCGGUCUAAGUACUCAUUUCUGUAUUGUUAUAACGAGGGGGUAAUAGUGCCAGCAUGUAGGUUAGUAUUAGCUUGUCUGGUCAUAAACAAGCCGUCACUCGAGACUGACAAAAUGCUGGCUUUGGUCGUCAAUGACAUAUGUAGUUUUGUAUAGGCGUUUUUUUUAUGAAAAGCAUCCACGCAUGCUUUUACUAAUGAUCUGUUUCUUUCAAACUUCUGCCUGUCAAGUGGCUGGUGUAUUGGCUAAGACAGUUAUCUGUGCCUGCUCAGCACCAUUUGCUGACUAUUCGAAUGUCUGAACCUUUGAUUAAUUCAUCA
This is a messenger RNA of Panicum virgatum (switchgrass), 2109 nucleotides long. RefSeq names its product PAP-specific phosphatase HAL2-like. NCBI's taxonomy places the organism in Eukaryota, Viridiplantae, Streptophyta, Magnoliopsida, Poales, Poaceae. Gene Ontology annotation, biological process: sulfate assimilation; phosphatidylinositol phosphate biosynthetic process. The coding region runs from base 263 to 1720 and encodes 485 amino acids. The record is from RefSeq and is a predicted model, not a curated record. Gene Ontology annotation, molecular function: 3'(2'),5'-bisphosphate nucleotidase activity. The transcript is spliced from 4 exons.